AUGAUUGCCUACUUCACUCUUCCUUGGACUAAAUUUAAGCUUCUAUGGUGCUGGUACGGAAACCAUAAGAUAAAACUUCCCGUUCGCGAACGAUAUGAAGAAGAAGAAGAAAGGUACGCGUAUCGUAACCUUUAUAACUCCUUAGUGGACUCACAAGGAGAUGAUGUGCCUGAAGAGGAUAAAGGAAAAUGUGUUGCAGUGGCUUUAGUGCCUAGUGAUGAUGACAACUGCCUUGGUAACUCACAAUAUCACUCUGACUCUGAAGGUGAGAAGCUUGACUCUGAAAAUGAGAAGUCUGACUCUGAAGAUGAGAAGAAGAAAGCAGAGGCCCUUCAAAGUUUUUAUCAGGAAUGGGACCAAGAAUGGGGUCCUGAUAUUGCUGAUAUGGAUGAAGACUUCUUUCCAGUUGAUGAUGGUCCAGUAGUGUAUAAUCCUGAUGUAAUGGAGGUGGGUAUGCAGUUUGAAGACAAGAUACAGUUUAAGAAGCAUCUCAGGACUUAUCCAGUGAUAAAGAAAUUUCAGUAUAUUUUGAAGCCUUGUGACAAUAGAAGGAUUAGAGUGAAAUGUAGGUAUCAUAAGUCUGAAGGUUGUAAGUUUGAAAUAUUUGCAUCAAAUACAAAGGGGGAGAAGACUUUUACUGUUAGAAGUAUGAAUCUGGAGCAUACUUGUGUUGGAGAUCCAUUUAGCAGAAAUAAAUCAGCCAAUGCAGAGUUUGUUGCUCAGUAUCUGUUUAAGAAGCUGAAGACUGGUGGAUUCCUUCAGCAUCCAUGGGACGUUGCAGAUGAAUUCUACACUUCUCACAACACUUCUCUGUUAUAUCAUGUUGCUUGGAAACCUAGGACUAUGUGCUUGGAAAAAAUGCAUGGUAGAUAUGAAGACUCUUAUAAAAUGGUUCCAUCCUUUGUAAACAUGGUAGCAAGUACUAAUCCUGGUUCUGCAUCAAAUUACAGUGUUGGAAGGGCGGAUAAUUGCUUUGAGUCAAUGAUGAUUGCAUUUCAUGCUCCAAUUCAUGGGUGGAAAAAUGGUUGCAUAAAAGUGGUUGGUGUUGAUGCAUGUCACCUUACUGGAAAGCUGGGAGGUGUUCUUAUGGCUGCUACUGGUUUAGAUGCACAGAACCAGGUUGUACCACUAGCAAUACAAGUGGAAAAAGGUUUGAUUGAGGCUGUUAGUGCUUUAUUUCCAGGAAGCCCACACAGAUAUUGUUUUAGACACAUGUUCAAGAAUUUGAAGACUCACUACAAGGGUUCAAAGAUACAUAACCUUAUCUGGAAUGCUGCUAAAGCCUAUAAGUUCACCCAUUGGAAAUUCCAUAUGGAUGCUUUGGUGCUGGAAAAUGCAGCUGCUGCUCAAUAUAUUAUGACUGAGGAUCCUACCCAGUGGUCCAGAGCAUUCUUUGACCCCUCUUCAUGUUGUGAACAUAUGAACAAUAAUUUCUCUGAGUCCUUUAAUAACAUGAUUAAGAAACUUAGAGACAAGCCUAUUUGUACCUUGGGCUUAAUGUAUGGACAGUUAAUAAUGGACUUGUGGUAUAGGAGAAAGCAGUUGUCUUUGAACUGGAAAAAUGGUGAAUUAGUACCUGAAGCAAUGAAGCUGAUUGAGAAGAUGAAAGAAUGCACUGGUCAGUUUAGGAUUAGUGGUGUUGUAUAUGGUCAGAGUUAUCAAGUUACAUCAAUUCAUAAUUCUGUCUUCCAAGUUGAUCUGAUCAACAAGACUUGUAGUCGUGUCCAAUGUUAUUGUAGUCCAUACUACACAGUGGAUGCAUACAAAGCCACUUAUGCCACCCAAAUGCAGUUACUCAGAGGGAGAGAAGAUUUGGAAGAGCCUCAAGAGCCUUUUGUCAAACCACCUAUAGAUAAGAGGAAACCAGGAAGAGCUGAUACGAAGAGGAAGUUAGGGCAUGAUGAGCAUGUGAGCGAGAAGAGACAGAGGACAUGUAAGAGAUGUAACCAGAUAUGCCAUAACAGAAGAACUUGUGCUGGUGGUGAGGUUGUUUCUAAUCCUAAAGGAAGAAGACCAAGAACCAUGGUAGAUGGAGGAACCCAAGAAACUACUCACCCAGAUCCAGCUGAGUGUAGUUCCAGCAGGAGACGGAGAGGCAUAGGUUCUAGGGGUGGCAGAGGUAGAGGAUCUGCAUCAACUUCUGCAGCUGCAUCAACCUCAGCAUCAACAUCUCAAAAUGCACCAUCAACAUCUUCUGCACCUGCAUGA
This is a messenger RNA of Papaver somniferum (opium poppy), 2208 nucleotides long. RefSeq lists its product as uncharacterized. The transcript is spliced from 7 exons. NCBI's taxonomy places the organism in Eukaryota, Viridiplantae, Streptophyta, Magnoliopsida, Ranunculales, Papaveraceae. Bases 1 to 2208 code for a protein of 735 amino acids. The record is from RefSeq and is a predicted model, not a curated record.